GGCGCCGGAGAAGUGCCAGUUCACAGUGAUUUGUAUGAAAGAUAGCACGCUACUGAAAACCAUGUUAAUAAAACUAUCCAUCGUUCUGCUUUAUUUAAGUUUCGCUGUAUUAGCCAAUUCAGAUGAGGCAGCUCCAAGAGUCAAGAUUCCCUUAGGAGGACUAAAGGGUUAUUAUAAGAUAUCACAGAAUGGCAGAAAGUACGAAGCGUACGAAGGGAUUCCUUAUGCCUUGCCACCUAUUGGAAAAUUAAGAUUCAAGUCUCCUCGACAAAUACCAGCAUGGAUCGGCGAAUUAUCAGCUACGAAGUUCGGUUCUCCGUGUAUUCAAUAUUCCCAACAGCCUCAAGAUCCUACAGAAAAGGUUGAGGGUGCCGAAGAUUGCUUGUAUUUAAAUAUCUACGUUCCAGUACGGGAGAAGGCGGAAAAUAAUAUUUCUAUGCCGGUAUUGUUUUGGAUCCAUGGUGGUGCUUUUCAAUUUGGUAGCGGUAUGUUAUAUAACGCCAAGUAUUUGAUGGAUAGCGACGUCAUAUUCGUCACGAUUAACUAUCGGCUAGGAUCGAUGGGUUUUCUCAGCACGGAAGACGAAGUGAUUCCUGGCAACAUGGGUCUAAAGGAUCAAAAUAUGGCCCUUCGCUGGGUAUCCGAAAAUAUCGAGUGGUUCGGUGGCGAUCCAAACAGAGUGACCUUGGUUGGUUUGAGUGCCGGUGGUGCAAGUGUGCAUUAUCAUUAUUUAUCGCAAAUGAGCGCGGGACUCUUCCGAGGAGGAAUAUCGUUCAGUGGUACAGCAUUCGAUUGUUGGACACAAACUGAGAAUGCUCUAGAGAAGACUAAAAAACUGAGUGCUUUGAUGGGGUGUCCCACAACUACCUCUAGAGAUAUGAUACGUUGCUUAAGAUAUCGACCGGCUCGCGCGAUCGUACAAGCUACAAGUGAAUUUAUGCCAUUCCUCUACAAUCCUUUUACCCCUUUCGGGCCGGUAUCCGAAAAAGCCGGCGAUGAUGCGCCUUUCAUCGACAGGACACCAGUUGAAAUCGUAAAUAGUGGUGACGUACACGAUGUACCUUGGAUUACAGGAGUAACGAGCGAAGAGGGCCUCUAUCCUGUGGCCGAAUUUAUAGCUGACGAUAAAAUUCUGAAACAACUGAACGACAACUGGGAUCUUCUCAGUCCGCAUUUCCUAGAUUUUAACUAUACUAUCCCUAAAGAGAAGCAAGUCGAAACUGGUCGUCUCAUUAAGAAGCAUUAUUUGGGUACAAAACCAAUAGACCGAACAACUACAAGACAACUAGUACAAAUGGCGAGUGAUCGUUUCUUUGUGGCCGAUAGCGAAAAAGCUGCGCGAAUGCAAGCUAAAGUAAAUCAGAAUCCAGUUUGGUAUUAUUAUUUCACGUACAGAGGAAAGCAAAGUUUAAGCGAUUCCAUGAGUGGUACCACUGAAAAUUACGGGGUCUCCCAUGCCGAUGACGUAUUGUAUGUAUUAGAUACUCCCUGGAUGGAUCCAACAAAAACGCAACAGGAUCGCGAUAUGCAGAAACACUUAAUCGACUUUUGGGUAUCUUUCGCCACAGAUGGAAUUGCAAAAAUAGACAAUGUAGAAUGGCCGAAAUUAGAUCCUUCAAAGAAGGAACUUCAUUAUCUGCAUAUUGCUAGCCCUACUAAGAUUAACAUGGACAGCAAUGCUAAUUUUGGAGAGAAAGAAUUCUGGAAUUCAAUUAAGUUCAAAGAGAACAUAUUAACAUCCACAUUAAAAAAUAGCAAAGAAGAGCUUUGAAUGAUUCUAUGAGAAAACUCGAGCUUUUCAUCUAAACUCUAUGCAAUUAAGUAAUUUUAUUAAAAAAUAAUGCUAAUUAAUUUUGUAUAUAAAGCCAAAACUCUUUUCAAGACA
Messenger RNA from Cataglyphis hispanica, 1885 nucleotides. RefSeq names its product venom carboxylesterase-6-like. The record is from RefSeq and is a predicted model, not a curated record. Lineage: Eukaryota; Metazoa; Arthropoda; Insecta; Hymenoptera; Formicidae. The coding region runs from base 35 to 1771 and encodes 578 amino acids. The transcript has 8 exons.